Sus scrofa (pig) is the source of this 1845-nucleotide messenger RNA. Its product is annotated as putative MAGE domain-containing protein MAGEA13P. Gene Ontology annotation, cellular component: nucleus. NCBI's taxonomy places the organism in Eukaryota, Metazoa, Chordata, Mammalia, Artiodactyla, Suidae. Gene Ontology annotation, biological process: negative regulation of transcription by RNA polymerase II. The record is from RefSeq and is a predicted model, not a curated record.
UCCUGGCGGUUAUUUCAUCUGUUCUUGGCUGAGUCCCCUGGAUCAGAGGUUCCAGAGCAGUCGUACCCGAGGUGGCGGGAGAGAAAGCGUGAUCCCCCUGCACAAAGGAGGGUCUCAGGUGCGUCAGGGCUGGGUUCGACGGAGCUCGGGUCUCCGCCCUUGUCCACCGCCGCCGGUUUUGUUGGAGGCGGCUAUGCCGUCGGACUGACGCAGGGAUCGGUGACCUUUGAGGGUGUGGCCAUGACUUUGACCUCGAGUUCCUGGCCAAGAAGAUCUAGCCCAAAGGACCCUAUACCAGGAGGUGAUGCUGCAGAGCUGGAAGACCUGCUUUGUUGGGUUUCUGCCCUCCUGCUGGCCACCGCCAACACAAGUCAUCAUGUCUCUGGGUCACAUGAGUGAGCACUGCAAGCCUGAGGAAGACCCCCACGCCCCCACAGAGGCACAGGGCCUGGAAGGUGUGCAGGAUCCCAUGGUGGAGAAGGGAGAGGCCACAGCCACCACUACUCCCUCCCUGACCUCCCCAUCUGCCCCCUCCCCCAUCACCCCUUUGAUCCUGGGCACCCCAGAGGAAGUGCCUGCCACUGGGGCACUGGGUCCACUCCCGAGUUCCAAGAUAGUCUGCUUCUCACCCACUGCUGCCCCAGCAAUGCCACGGAGUCAAUCUGCUGAGAGUUCCAGAAGGGAAGAAGAGGAGGGGGCCUGUAUCUCCCAGGAUCCAGCCGAUCCUGAGUCCUUGCUCCGUGAGGAGCUAAACAAGAAGAUGGCCGAAUUGGUGCAGUUCCUGACCGUCAAAUACGUAACAAAGGAGCCCAUCACAGAGGCAGAAAUGCUGACGAAUGUCAUCAAAGAGCACAAGGACCACUUCCCUCUGAUCUUCAGCAAGGUCUCUGAGUGCAUGGAGAUUGUCUUUGGCAUUGAGGUGAAGGAAGUGGACCCCAGCAGCCACUCCUACGUGCUUGUCAGAACACUAGACCUCACCUACGACGGGAUGCUGCGUGAUGAUGACCAGAGCAUGCCCAAGACCGGCCUCCUGAUCUUUAUCCUGGGUGUGAUCUUCAUGGAGGGCAACCGUGCCUCGGAGGAGAAAGUCUGGGAAGUGCUGAGUAUGAUGGGGGUCUAUGCCGGGCGGGAGGAUUUCAUCUACGGGGAGCCCAGGAAGCUCAUCACCGAAGAUCUGGUGAAGGAACAGUAUCUAGUGUACCAGGAGGUGCCCGAUAGUGAUCCUCCACGCUACGAAUUCCUGUGGGGUCCCAGGGCCUACGCUGAAACCAGCAAGAUGAAAGUCCUGAAGUUCUUUGCCAAGAUCAGUGGGACUGACCCCACUUCCUUACCAUUCUGGUAUGAGGAAGCUUUGCAAGAUGAGAAAGAGAGAGGCCAGGCCGGAGCUGCGGCAGGAGAUGGUGCUACUUCCACGGCCAGUGGAAGUUCCAGCGUCACGUCCGCAGCCUCCCCUGCCCUGAGUGAAGCCUGAAGCAGAUUUUUCAGGCUGCAUUUGAAGACAACAGCCAGUGUUCGAGGGAGGGCCAGGGUGGAUCCAGGAGGAACAGUGUAUAGCAAGCAUCUCUGUUGUACAAGGGUGAUUUCGAGAUUUAUCUCUGCUUUUUUUCUUUUUGCUUCCCCCCCCAAUAUCGUUUAAUAAACUUUAAUUAGCUGCAGAAUUUAAGUGUAUGAAUGGCAAUGGUCACACAUUUAUAGCUGUUUAAUCACAUUUAAGAAUAAGAGUUUCACAAUUUUGCAAAACACGUUAAGAACCUCCCCUCAUCUUUUUUCUUGUAAUCUGGAACAAGAUAACACGGCAUUACAAUAGGAAUUUUCCAGGAGUUCCCAUUAUGGCUCAGUGGGUUA